UACAGCAACCUGCGGUUGGCGUAUUCGCUAAUAAAUCGAUAGGUAACAUCGAUGUACGAUGAAACAACGAUUUCUUACAUCACUAGACAAUUGGCGUUCCAAAAAGCGACAACAACAAAACACGGCUUGGUUAUUUUGCUCGGCCAGCGCGCUUUAACACCAUUUAGCACGUGUCCGUGGACACCGGACAGGCCAAAGAUGUCCAACGGGCGCUACGGGAGGUUCGGAGCACUCAUCGGUGUCGCCUGCGUGAACAGCACCCACUGCCGCUUUCUGAUUUACUCAACGAAAAAUGCCGAGGUCCUGGCCUACCAUGAGCUCAAGCUCCGUCAGAUUGUCCACCAGGCGGGCUGGAUGGAGUACGAUCCUGCCGAGAUAUGGAAGAACACACAGGAGUGCAUAGAGACCGCCUAUAAGAACCUGGUUAUACUGGAGAUCAAUCCACAUGAUAUUAUUGCCAUCGGCAUCGUAAAUCAACGCGGAACCUCGGUGUUAUGGAACAAGGAGACGGGACAGCCACUGCACAAUGCAAUCGGCUGGUCAGAUUGCCGCAGUACUCCCAUCCUGAAGAGCCUGCUCCAUAAUGUUCGGCAUAAUGUGGAGUACGUGAGGUAUCGCAGUGGCUUGCCCCUAAGCAGCUGUUUCAGUGCCCUUAAGAUACGCUGGCUGAUGGAUCACGUUCCUUCUGUAGCCACAGCCAUUGAGGAGAACAAGUGCUUAUUCGGCACCUUGGACUCCUGGCUUCUGUGGAACCUCACCGGCGGCGUAGAGACUGGUGUGCACUCUACGGACCUCACCAAUGCCCACUACACCUCCCUUUUGAAUCUGUCCACAGAGCAGUGGGAUCCUAAACUCUGCCAGUUCUUUCGAUUGCCCCUGAACAUACUGCCGCGCAUACGAUCCAACUCCGAAAUCUUCGGCUACGUGCUGGAGGGUCCUUUGCUGGGCGUUCCCAUAGCGGCAAUGAUGGGUGAGCAGCCAGCAAGUUUGCUGGGCCAGCUCUGCGUGAAGGCCGGGCAAAAUGUCUGCACCCUGGACGAUAGCUGUUUCGUGCUUCUUAACACGGGCAGGGAGAAAUUGGACUCAGCAAAUGGACUGAUAACGGGCAUAGCGCACAAGCUGGGCGAAAAAGAGCCCACUAACUACACACUUGAGGGAGCCAUUUCAAAUGCCGGUUCAACUGUGACAUGGCUGCGGGAUAAACUGCAGAUCAAUACUGAGAUUAAUUCCAAUGAUAAUGUGGUGGAGUCUUUGAAUACAUUCAUCGGCGAGAACUCGAUGAUCUCGUCCUCCUGUUCCUCAUCCAUGCUGAAUGCCGAGUGUGGACUGGCGGCCAAGAGGUCGGAGAUAACGUUUGUGCCGGCAUUUCAUGGUUUGUACGCUCCUUACUGGCGGCACGAUGCCAGGGGCAUAAUCUUGGGACUUACCAGCCAGACAACAGCGGAAAACAUCACCCAAGCUGCUUACGAGGCCACCGGGUUCCAGAUCUUUGAAGUGCUACAGGCAUUCAAGCGCGAUACACCCAACUGGGACCGCUCCUGCAUGCAGCCUGUGCUUACGUUCGGCGGCGAUUACGCCGAGAACUCGCAUUUGGUGCAGUUCAUAGCGGACAUCAUCGGCUACAUGCUGGAGCGGCCGCAGACCACCUCGCCUGCUGGCUUGGGCGUUAUGAUAACCGCGGGCGUGACGAUGAAAGUGGUGUCCCUGAAAUAUGCCGUAAAAAUGUACUCCCCGCCCACGGAUGUCUUCUCGCCAACAACUACCAAAAAUCGUCGAGAGCUGCUCUACAGGCGCUGGGAUUAUGCGGUAAAGAAAUGCCUGCACUGGAACAACUACGAGACGUACGAGGCUGAUGUCGAGCUGUUUGCUCAGCGAGAACUUGAUCCCAAUUUGCCUGUUAGACGUUCUAUACCCGGCAGUGUAUUUCUGAUUUCAUCAUUUGCUCUGGUCCUCCUGGCUAACUACUUGAAGAACAAUCCCCUGAAAUAGUAAGAGAAGGGAGCAGUAGGGAAAACGGCAGCUCUAUCUAGUCAACCAAACACGUUUAAAUGUGUGCAUUAAAAUUUAUUGUUUAGUUUAGCAUGUAAUCUUAUAUAGUUCAUUUUAUAUGUAUAUAUAAUCCAUUUAGUUUUUUGCCCGAGUUGUAGAUCAAAAUAUUUGUGAUUCACGUAUAUACAACACUACAGAUAUACAAGUCUUCUUAAGCAUAUGUUCUGAUUUGUUAAUCAUUUAAGCUGUGCGUAUUUUUUUCGCGACCCAAAGACAAUUGUUAAAGCUUUUAAGAAUUGAGCACAAAAGAGGGAAAUCCUGCAUGCGCCAUAGAUGAUAGCCAGGAGAAUGUGAAAGCAAACGGUUGAGAUUGUGUUUUACAAGUGGAGAAAGCGAAGCACAAGUGCCUAGUGUUCGCCAGAUGAAAUCCAUUUGCCGGUUAAUUAGCUUGCUGGUCUCCUCCACGUUGAGAGGCAUUCAUCACUUGCCUCGGGCCGCAGCUCACCACAUUGAAUGAAGCUUAAGUUAUUGCGCUUAUUGUUGACACGCGAAUUGUUGAAGGAGCAGCUGUGCCCGUGCAUUUCAGCCAGCAGCCAAUGUGCACUUGAGCGCGCCUCCCCCGGAACUGGUGAAGGAGUGCGAUGGAAGCCAUGGACGAGCACCCGCGGCUCUUGUCUCUGUUGCCCUUCGUUGUCGUCCAGCGAAGGGAGUCGCGCCGGUGAGGCACUCUUUCAAAUGAGUUUUUAUGUACGAGCGUGGUUAAAUGCCCUACGGAAAUAUGAGUGAGGCUAAUGAUUUGCCAUCGCAAGCUGCAACAGAAUGUUUAAAGCACGGUUACUGACUUAGUAAAGGAUACUAUUAUUUACUUAAUUAUUUAUUAAAAUUACAGAUUGUUUAAAAAUAUAAUUCAUGCUUUUCCCAGAGCUUAUGCUGUAAAAGGGAUAACUACUACGUGAAUUUAAUGUUAUAGUCAGGAAUUUAGAUAACUAU
Molecule: messenger RNA, 2979 nt
Organism: Drosophila teissieri
Lineage: Eukaryota; Metazoa; Arthropoda; Insecta; Diptera; Drosophilidae
Product: glycerol kinase
Exons: 4
Coding region: 52-1989 (645 amino acids)
Biological process (GO): triglyceride metabolic process; glycerol-3-phosphate biosynthetic process; glycerol metabolic process
Cellular component (GO): mitochondrion
Molecular function (GO): phosphotransferase activity, alcohol group as acceptor; kinase activity
Source: RefSeq, a predicted model, not a curated record